UCAAGGGGUAUCUUGCACAAAGACAAUUCAGAGAUGGUGGAAAUCAGGAUAAAGCCAAUUCUGUCCCUUUCAUCUCCACAGGUGAAAGCUCCAAAAACCAAAGAACCAAACAGAGUGAGUUUCCUUAUUCGGAGAGAGCUUGAACUUGAGAAACUGCGACAGAUCACAAACAGUGUUUUAAGCCAUAAUACCCAAGAGAACCAAGUACAGGACAAUAAGAAGUCAGUUGAGUCACAACCGGAUGAAAUUCCAGUCACAUCUUUGAGGGCGAGUCUAAGCAAAAGUCCCACAACUGAUUUAGAGCAAAGCACAGUCUCUGCAGAUGACAUGUGGAUUACAGAGCAACCUGCCCUAGUAGAGGAAGGUGACCUCUUGGACUCAAAAGAAGAUCUUUCGCCUUGCUGUCCUCAUCGACAUCCUGAUGAAUCUAUCCUUCAGAGAAACACUGACAGCAGCACUUUUGGAAACCAAGUAAGUGCAUAUCCUGAGGACAACAACCAUUCUAAAGUAAGGGUUCAUAAAGAAAAUGGUGUUGAGUGCCAAACCGAUAAUCCCAGAACGAAGAAAGGGCCAUCCUGGAUUGUGGAAAAUGACAACAGUAUGUCAGGAAAGAACAGAUUUUACUCUCGAAAUACUCCGUCCCCACUGGAACCCACAAAAACUAGUCGGUACACUCCUACCUGGCGAUCUCACCUUGAGUACACCGACUGGAGCCCCAAAAUUCAGAAUGCCCCAAACAACAUCCGUCAAGAAAUCGAAGAAGACCUCAGACGAGAACAAGAGCUCCAAGAGCUGAGAGAGUCCAGUAGUCAGUCUUUCUCAGUACCCAACUCAGCAUCCGUGAAUCCAGCGCUAACUUCCUCUGAACCCAGGUCCCCACUAACCAGUGAGGAAACUGUGUUUUCACCACAAACUCCACAUGGGAACAUGGCAGAAGUGGAUUCUGUACUUCCAGAAAAGAAGACUAAUUAUAGUAAUCCUUAUUCCUGGAGUCUGGACACUUCUCGAUUAUCCAUUACAGAUAAAAGUCCACAGUUGUCCUCACCGCGACCCAGUUUCAGACUUCCCUCUAUGUCAAUUAUGACACCCCAGCCAUGGGGCAGCCCAAAACCCAUGUCCCCAACUGUUUCCCGGGUAACCCCCAUCAAGCCCUUGAGCGUACUUGCUGACCCGCCAUCGCCUUCUUCCCAGAAAGGACUGACUGAGACACUGCUAAAGGACUUUGAGGACAGACGGAUCAAACUGAAGCUGGAAGAAAGUGCA
Sinocyclocheilus rhinocerous is the source of this 1263-nucleotide messenger RNA. RefSeq lists its product as uncharacterized. The transcript is spliced from 2 exons. The annotation marks the transcript as partial. NCBI's taxonomy places the organism in Eukaryota, Metazoa, Chordata, Actinopteri, Cypriniformes, Cyprinidae. The record is from RefSeq and is a predicted model, not a curated record.